AUGGCAGCGUCGGACGCCCAGCCGGAUGUCCAAAUGUCCUCAUCACGCGAGGCCAACAUCGCCUUCAUCUCCGGUCCCAUUGACAGUGGUCCCAACGAAGUCUACUUCCAUACUCACUACGCACAUCGCAUCCGUGAAGCAGCGGAAAAAGGGCAUGAUUUCGUGAUUGGUCCUAUCCCAACUGGCAUUGACGCUGAUGCCCUGGCCUACCUCCUCGCCUACCCCGUCGCGCCCAGUCGAAUCACCAUCUUCGUCACUCCCGCGGAGGAAGGUAUGUGGGGAAAUCGAUUUCGCCGCUUAUCAAUCAAUCUACAUGUUGUCGAAGGGCAGAUGACUCGCGAACGCGAUGCCGCCAUGACCCAGGCGAGUACUUAUGAUAUCCUGCGGGUGCGCACUCCAGGAGAAGCGCAGGCGUUUUUUGGGGGCGGGGCCCGGAGGGGAUAUGUGACUAACACAGAGCGGAACUGGAAGCGCCGGUGCGGAGUGGCGGAGGAUCAAGAAGUCAGCGCCGAAGAGAUCAAUCGGUCGAUGGGCUAUCCAGCGUCCGACAGCAUGGCAUUGCCAGAUGAACCCAAAUUUGGGAUUCGGCAAAAGCUGAAGCGUGCCAUGAGGCGUCACUAA
Molecule: messenger RNA, 621 nt
Organism: Penicillium macrosclerotiorum
Lineage: Eukaryota; Fungi; Ascomycota; Eurotiomycetes; Eurotiales; Aspergillaceae
Exons: 1
Coding region: 1-621 (206 amino acids)
Source: RefSeq, a predicted model, not a curated record